AUGUCAGCGACGUGUUUGAUAGAUGUGAUGCCUCAGCUUAACAAGACCUUGGAGUCGGCGCGAGCACAGGCCACAUCGACCAUCCUUGAAGGCAUGGAACAGGCGAGAGAUGCAUCUCAGUCGCCCAGGGUGGCAGCUGAUCUCGUGUUUGCGGUAUUCGGACUUGGAACUUCGUCCCACUGGGCGGCUUUCACUGACCAAAAACACCCGUGGUUGGAGUUUGCUCGAGAAUUGCUGUCCAUCUGGAAGCUUGAGCUCUCCAAGCUUGACGAGCUGUUACACGAAUAUUUUUGUCAGGCUCUCACCUACUGGGAAAUGAUUGCACUCACGGGGAAUUGCAGCUCCAUUCCUGCGAAGUUGCAAAGAAAGCGACGGCAAUACCAAGAUCGACUUCGAUUAGCGAUGCAUUUGCCGAAUAGCAAUAAUAAUACAUCCUACGAAGCUCCGGAGAUGUCUUGGGUUCCCCGUCCAGAUCUCUUCGGAACACGGCCAAAUUCAUGGUGUGGCGUUUCGAAGGAGGUCAUCGACGUCUUUGGGCAAGUUCUGGCUUUGUGCCGCAGCGCAUGCGAAACCAACAGACCUCGAAGCACGCUGACUGUGCUAACGACGAGUAAUGUCCUCUGUGACAUGGCUCUAGCGCACGAAUUCCAGAGAGAGCUUCUUGGUAUGGACUUCGAUGCCCUGAUUCUUCAGGAGGAGGAUCACGGGUUUCCCGUGCAGACGCGAGAUGACACCACGCCCAUCUCACAUCUGCUGCUGACCGCGGAAGCUUAUAGGCAGGCUUCGCUUCUACAACUGCAUCUGAGUUUCAAUGACCUGGAAAUGAUACAACAUUUGAAGGGUUCUACGAGCACACUAUUCACUGGACAAUCAUUUCAGAUGAAAGGAGAUGAGAAGGCGCGGGCACAAUUCCUCCUCAGAAUGACACUCGAGCUCGUGGGAAUACUUAGACGAAUUCCUGCCGAGUCUGGCUCGAAGUCUAUUCACCCAAUGCUCUACGUUUCUGCCGCUGCAGGGCUCCGACAUGAUACUUGGACAGAAACGCAAGAUAUCUCCUCGGCUUCAGUCCCUGCUAAGGAGGCCGGUAUUGUCACAAGGGCUACUUUGAGUGAGGACCAGGGCUCGUUUCUCCCGGCACACUCUAUGGAGAUAUCAGCCGCGAGGAAAUUUGUCUGGACACGGCUGAGCGGUCUCCAACAAGCAUUCCCGGAGAGAACGAGUGAUAGUACACUGCGGCUUGUUAAAGCAAUAUGGAAGGAGUACGACGACUCGCCGUCUGGUCAUCCGUGCACACAUUGGCUUGACGUGAUGGCAGAGACUGGUCUUGGUAUUACGUUGUGGUGA
Molecule: messenger RNA, 1344 nt
Organism: Clonostachys byssicola
Lineage: Eukaryota; Fungi; Ascomycota; Sordariomycetes; Hypocreales; Bionectriaceae
Source: the annotation of a GenBank genome assembly